Salvia miltiorrhiza (redroot sage) is the source of this 1327-nucleotide messenger RNA. RefSeq names its product stemmadenine O-acetyltransferase-like. The record is from RefSeq and is a predicted model, not a curated record. Lineage: Eukaryota; Viridiplantae; Streptophyta; Magnoliopsida; Lamiales; Lamiaceae. The transcript has a single exon. The coding region runs from base 34 to 1257 and encodes 407 amino acids.
AGCAUUACUAGAAAGCCUUGAUAAGAUAAGAACAUGGCAAGUCAUAUUGUGAAGCCAUCGUCUCCAACUCCACCUGCUUCCAAAACCUACAAACUAUCAUUUCUUGACCAAAUUGCACCAUCAUUUUACGUGCCCUUUAUUUUCUUCUAUCAAAAUGAACAAUCUAAACAGCGGGAAGAAAUAUGUGGGCGUCUGAAACAAUCUUUAUCGGAAAUCUUAACCAUCUUCUACCCGCUGGCGGGGCCGAUCAAACAGAAUUCAUUCGUCGAUUGCAACGACUCAGGAGCCGAGUUUUUGGAAGCCCGAGUUCAUGGUGGCCUCGCGCAAUUCUUACAAAACCCUAAAAUUGAGGAUGCAUUAAAACAGUUAAUCCCCAUGGAAAGCUCCUCCCACGGCGACAACCUAAUUCUGUCUGUGAAAACAAGUUUCUUCGAGUGCGGAGGAAUCGCUGUGGGCGUGUGCCUGUCGCAUAAGCUCGCCGACGGCUGGUCUGCUUUGGCGUUCAUCAAUGCAUGGGCGGCACAGUGCCGCGGGGAAGGUUCUAGAAUCAUCCAUCCCUCCUUUGAUUUGGCGCUCCGUUUUCCGCCGAUGAACUCAUCCCGGCGAUCCCAUUUCAAUCUAGCAGUGACGGAGGACAGAAUCGUGACGAGGAGGUUGGUUUUCGAGAAGGAGAAGGUGGACAGGGUUCGGAAACUGGAAGCUUCUAGAAGUGAGGUGAAGGAUCCGAGUAGGGUGGAAGCCGUCUCGGCUUUCCUCUGGCGGAGCUUCAUCGGCGCGCACAAACGAGCCGGGGUGGAAACGGCGUCGUUUCCCGCCGUUCAUGCGGUGAACCUGCGCCCUAGGGCGGCGCCCCCUCUGCCCGAUCACGCCUUCGGCAACUGCGUGACGGCUGCUGCGGCGGUGUCCGAAGAUGGAGAUGGAGAUCUUGUGUCGAGAUUGAGGGCCGCGAUACGAGGAGUGGACGAGAAUUACAUCAAUCGAGCUGUUGAGAAUGUGAGAUCAGUAGAUGAAGGCGAUAAUAGCAGCUUGCUGAAGCCCGGGAACUGUAUUUUUUCGAGCUGGUUGAGGUUUCCGGUGUACGAGGUGGAUUUCGGAUGGGGGAAGCCGGCUAGGGUUUGCACCGUGGGCAUGCCCUACAUGAAUCUAGUGGUUCUAAUGGAUACUCCGUCUGGAGAUGGCGUCGAAGCAUGGAUUAACGUUUCUGACGAUCACUUCUUCCAAUUCAUCCAAUCUAAUUACAACAAGCUUCUUGCUUAAUUGAACUUGAUGUUUGAAUUAUUGAAUAGCUUAUAAGUUAAAAUGUUUGAAUAAUCGAGCUUAUAUUCUA